AUGGCUCAUCUGCGCGAUAGCCUCGAGGCAUGCGCCCCUGCUUCCAUGUUUUCACCAUCAGUUGCUCGAAUUGCCGCCAUAGAGGCCAGAGACUGGUCGUUUGUCGACUGCUGGGUUGCUUCGCAGUUCCCAGGCCGCCAGCCACCGCCUUUUGAACGCAAUGCCGACACUCUGAAAACGCUACUUGCCCUCAUCUCCUUCAAGGACACUGCGUCCGAGGAAGCUCGAUUGUUGGCGCGGAUUGACCGAGAUGCCCUCGGUUCAUUGUCUCGAAGCCAAGACUCGGAAGCCACUGCUAGACCAGUCACUAUGGCUGCCAUGAGAGAUUUGUUACUGAAUAUUAUCGAACAAGAGCUAUCGAAAGAAGGAAGUAUCGCACUUCAUUCCAUGUCUUCUAUGGCAGUAUCUGCUAAAGUCACCCUACCUGAGCCUGAGCAGCUGGGCGCCGCCAUUCUCGAUACCCAGUCUGCUAUCUUCGAGACAGAGCAGAUGACAUUCCGAGCCGAAGCUUUGGAGCGCCACAUUCACUCAGAAAUUGUGCGCACAAAUAGCCUGUUGAACACGAUACAUGAUGAUAUCUGCAACUUGCCAGAAGGUCUUGGCAAACGCAACCUCGAGAUGCAGCGCACUGUGAAGGCAAUGACGGCCCAAUUACCGGAAUAUGAGAGAAAGAUGGCGACACUGAAGGCCUCUGCUGCUUCCUCGGAUCUCACUGUACACGGUAUCAUCCAAGAGGAACAAGAUUAUCUUGCCUUGUUAGAAGAAAGAAAAUUGCUCGAGAAGCGCAUAUCAAUAUUCCGCCGUCUCCCGAGCGAUCCAAAAUUAGCAAGGAAUGAGUUGAAUGCCUACCGCAAAGAGCUUCAAGGCAUCACGUCGCGACGAGAUGCAGCUUUUCAAGGUCUAGUCGAGCGCGAAACACCGGUUAAAAGGAGGUGA
This is a messenger RNA of Beauveria bassiana ARSEF 2860, 936 nucleotides long. RefSeq lists its product as uncharacterized. The transcript has a single exon. Gene Ontology annotation, cellular component: cytosol; HAUS complex. Gene Ontology annotation, biological process: spindle assembly. Bases 1 to 936 code for a protein of 311 amino acids. The record is from RefSeq and is a predicted model, not a curated record. NCBI's taxonomy places the organism in Eukaryota, Fungi, Ascomycota, Sordariomycetes, Hypocreales, Cordycipitaceae.